This is a messenger RNA of Aspergillus neoniger CBS 115656, 2234 nucleotides long. RefSeq names its product proline-specific permease. The transcript has 5 exons. Lineage: Eukaryota; Fungi; Ascomycota; Eurotiomycetes; Eurotiales; Aspergillaceae. The record is from RefSeq and is a predicted model, not a curated record. Gene Ontology annotation, cellular component: membrane. Gene Ontology annotation, biological process: amino acid transmembrane transport. Bases 470 to 2137 code for a protein of 555 amino acids. Gene Ontology annotation, molecular function: amino acid transmembrane transporter activity.
GGCUUCUGACAGCUUUAUAGAAGCUUAAAUCGUCAAUGGAAAACCCGAUCCAUAUCAAACAAUGAGCAAGCCAGAUAACCUGAUAUCGCAUCCAUGUCCCUGCCGCGUCGGACGAUCCCCGCCCGCCAGCCAGGCAGAUAAGGGAACCUGUGGCAGCCACCAAACCUUCCCAUCUUCUAACGAGAAACACUGCUCGUAUGUAAACCCAAACGAGAGAUAAGAUGCUAAAUCACCGCAUAUCGCCUCCCCAGAGCCCUCUGGAGCCAAUGAUGGUGUCCUUCUGGAAGACUUUGCGCCAUCGGGCCGUAGCUCAAAAGUCAUUUCGUGUUGGUCCUGAUAAGCAUGUUUGCUGAGACGGGCCAGCUGGUCGCCUCUGCGGCACCCAUAUAAGACGUCCGUAGCCAAUUUCCAUCUGCGACUGUUCUAGUCACUCGCAUCAGUGUGUUAUUCGUUUUUUGUACACACCAGAAUGGGUGCACCGACGUUCAAGGACUCUGAGAAGUCCGCAAAUGAAGUGACAUCUCCUCCAGUAUAUGUUGAUGAAGACCCCGAGGCCCUCAAGGGCGAGAUCCACCAUGGGCCAAACACAGACACCCAGCGUGGACUGUCCUCUCGACAGCUGCAGCUGCUUGCUCUCGGUGGUUGUAUUGGCACCGGUCUAUUCGUAGGUUCCGGGUCCACGCUGUCGACGGUGGGCCCAGCACCACUGUUUAUGGGUUAUUUUGCCAUGUCCACGGUGGUGUGGUUUGUGAUGAACGUGCUGGGCGAGAUGACCACCUAUCUGCCCAUCAAGGGUAUUUCGGUGCCUUAUGUGAUUGGCCGCUACACGGAGCCUAGUAUCGGAUUCGCUGCUGGAUACAAUUAUUGGUACUCGUUCGCCAUGUUACUGGCAAGUGAAGUGACGGCUGCCGGGAUUAUCAUCCAGUACUGGACCACCUCCAUAAAUGUUGGAGUGUGGAUCACCAUCAUCCUCCUCGUGAUUUUGCUUCUCAAUAUCGUCGCGGUGUCAUGGUAUGGUGAAGCCGAGUUCUGGUUCGCAACGUUAAAGAUCCUUGCCAUCAUUGGUCUGAUUAUCCUGGGCGUGGUGCUUUUCUUUGGUGGUGGCCCUAACCAUGAUCGACUCGGCUUCCGCUACUGGGACAACCCGGGUGCGUUUAAUCCCUACUUGGUGGGCGGAAACACCGGUCGCUUCCUCGAUUUCUGGACCGCCUUUAUCAAGUCUGGCUUCUCCUUUAUCUUCUCCCCCGAGCUUAUCACCACUGCCGCUGGUGAAGUUGAAGCGCCCCGUCGCAACAUCCCGAAAGCCACCAACCGAUUCAUCUACCGAGUCUUCGCCUUCUACAUUCUGGGAACCCUUGUGAUUGGUGUCACGGUGGCUUACAAUGAUCCUAAACUCAUGUCCGCGGUAGCCAGCGGUAGCUCGAGCGCCAGUGCCAGCCCUUUUGUCAUUGCCAUUCAGAAUGCUGGUAUCUCGGGGCUGAACCAUGUCGUCAACGCUGCUAUCUUGAUCUCAGCCUGGUCCUCAGGGAAUGCAUGGUUGUUCGCUGGUUCUCGAACACUGUAUUCCCUCGCCUGUGGCGGCCAGGCCCCCAAGAUCUUCACCCGGUGCAACCGCAACGGCGUGCCCUACGUGGCCGUUCUCAUCACCUGGGUAGUCGGCUUGCUGUCCUUCCUGAACCUGUCGGACUCGGGAGAGAACGUCUUCUACUGGUUCACGAACAUCACCACAGUGGGAGGGUUCAUCAACUGGGUGCUCAUUGGUAUUGCUUAUUUGCGUUUCCGCAAAGCAUUGACUUACCAUGGCCUGAUGGACACGCUCACUUUCAAGACUUCUCUGCAGCCCUACGGCACAUACUACGUUAUUCUGAUCGUGUCCCUCCUGACCAUCACCAACGGCUACGCGGUUUUCUUCCCUGGCAACUUCACUGCGGCCGACUUUCUGGUGUCGUAUAUCGUGGUAGCUAUUUUCCUGGCCCUUUAUGUGGGCCACAAAGUGUGGUACCGGACCCCAUGGAUGACCAAGGUGUCGGAGAUUGACGUGUUCACGGGCAAGGAGGAGAUUGACCGGCUCUGCGAGAACGACUUUGAGCGGAAGCCGCGUAAUUGGCUGGAGAGGGUGUGGUGGUGGAUUGCUUGAGCAGGAUUCACCACUUGAGUCAGAAGUAUAUAUUUGCAUAUCCUCUGGGCACGACACAUGUACAUAGAUAGAAAGUUUUAGCCAAGAAUGGAAGCGC